Messenger RNA from Acanthisitta chloris (rifleman), 1272 nucleotides. It is a transcript of the gene CHRNA3, whose product is annotated as cholinergic receptor, nicotinic, alpha 3 (neuronal). The annotation marks the transcript as partial. Gene Ontology annotation, molecular function: acetylcholine-gated monoatomic cation-selective channel activity; transmembrane signaling receptor activity. The record is from RefSeq and is a predicted model, not a curated record. Lineage: Eukaryota; Metazoa; Chordata; Aves; Passeriformes; Acanthisittidae. Gene Ontology annotation, cellular component: synapse; neuron projection; postsynaptic membrane. Gene Ontology annotation, biological process: chemical synaptic transmission; regulation of membrane potential; nervous system process. The transcript is spliced from 3 exons.
CCUCAUCUCUUCCAUAAUUAGAUCUGGAAUGAUUACAAGCUCCGGUGGAAUCCAGCAGACUAUGGAGGGGCAGAAUUCAUCCGAGUACCAUCUGGCCAGAUCUGGAAGCCAGAUAUUGUUUUGUAUAACAAUGCAGUUGGGGAUUUCCAGGUGGAUGACAAGACAAAGGCCCUUUUGAAAUACACGGGUGAUGUUACCUGGAUACCUCCAGCUAUAUUUAAAAGUUCAUGUAAAAUAGAUGUAACCUACUUCCCAUUUGAUUAUCAGAACUGCACCAUGAAGUUUGGUUCCUGGUCUUAUGAUAAAGCCAAAAUUGACUUAGUCUUAAUUGGCUCUACAAUGAACCUGAAAGAUUAUUGGGAGAGUGGAGAAUGGGCUAUUAUUAAAGCUCCUGGGUAUAAACAUGACAUCAAAUACAACUGCUGUGAAGAGAUAUAUCCAGACAUCACCUAUUCCCUUUACAUUAGGCGUUUGCCUUUGUUUUACACUAUCAAUAUGAUUAUUCCAUGUCUGCUGAUUUCUUUCCUGACUGUGUUAGUUUUCUAUUUGCCCUCAGACUGUGGUGAGAAGGUGACACUCUGCAUCUCAGUCCUUCUAUCCUUAACAGUGUUCCUUCUUGUUAUCACAGAAACCAUACCUUCUACCUCCCUGGUGAUUCCCCUGAUUGGGGAAUACCUCCUUUUCACCAUGAUCUUUGUAACUCUGUCCAUUGUCAUCACAGUGUUUGUGCUCAAUGUGCACUACAGAACCCCCAAGACACACACAAUGCCCGUGUGGGUGAGAACCAUUUUCCUCAACUUACUUCCCAGGAUCAUGUUCAUGACCAGGCCUGCCAAUGAUGAAGAGAAUAAUCAGAAGCCAAAGCCAUUAUUCACUUCUGAGUUUUCAAACUUAAAUUGCAUCAACAGUUCUGAGCCCAAAUGCUGCAAGGAUGGCUUUGUGUGCCAGGACAUGGCAUGCAGCUGCUGUCACUACCAGCGCAUGAAGUUCUCGGAUCUCAGUGGCAAUCUCACCAGAAGUUCAAGCUCUGAGUCUGUAGAUCCUAUGCUUUCAUUUUCAGUUCUGUCACCAGAAAUGAGAGAUGCUAUUGAAAGUGUGAAAUACAUUGCAGAGAACAUGAAAAUGCAGAACGAAGCCAAAGAGAUUCAGGAUGACUGGAAAUACGUAGCCAUGGUGAUCGAUCGGAUUUUUCUCUGGGUUUUCAUCCUGGUAUGUAUCCUAGGCACAGCAGGAUUGUUUUUACAACCUUUGAUGGCUGGAGAUGAAAUGUAA